AUGGCUGGUGCCCAAUUCCUCAAUCUUUCGAGAUCUUCCAUCAUCAAGCCCUCUAGGCCUCUUCUCUACAACCCCAUUAAGAAUUAUGGGCAAGGAAGCAAGGGGAAAAAUGGGCGUUUGAUAGAAGAGAGGGCACCUUCCACAGCUGAAGAAUUUGAGAGGGUUGCGGAGGAGAAGAAGGCCAAGGAAGCCCAAAAGGGGGUGGCGAGUCAGACCCUUGGCAAGGCCAUUGAUGGUGCUGAAGAGGGUUCAAUAGGUAACCCAAAGGAUGAAUCAGUGAAGAAUAGGUACAAAGGGGGUGAAUAG
Messenger RNA from Sphenostylis stenocarpa, 306 nucleotides. The record is from the annotation of a GenBank genome assembly. Lineage: Eukaryota; Viridiplantae; Streptophyta; Magnoliopsida; Fabales; Fabaceae.